GAUUUUAGAAACACGACAUUAUAUAUAUAUAAACAUAUUUUUUCGAGAAUAGAUGAAAAAUAUAUUUAAAAAAAAUAUUAUUUUUAAGUGGAAAUUUAUUUAAGCGAGUAGAUAUGUGUACUUCUAAAUAUUUAUUUUUUUAAUCAAUUUUGUAAGUGUCUCUGACCUCACGGCACUAUAUAUACUUUAUAAAUAAUAAAUACUGAAUAUAUAAAAAUCCAUUUACUAUCUUUUUAUUCUCUGAUUUUCAUCUCUCUCUCUCACUUAAAUUUUACUCUUCCUCUCUCUAAAAUCCCUUUCUUUUAACCCCUUUCCUUUCUCUUUUGUUUCUCAUGAUUAUGCAGAUCAGCCUCUAACCAUCCGUUUUUUUACGGUUUUUUGUUCAAGUUUUUCUUCUUCUUUUUCGGUGUUUUUUCAUGAAGAUAAGAAGCUUUAGAAUCCAAGUGUGCGGGUUUUUGAAAUUUUGAAAGGAAAAAAAAAAGGUAAUAAUAAGAUGACGUCAACUCCAGGAGCAGCUUCGUCUUCAAAGAUUUGCUUCAAUUCGGACUGCAAGGACUUGAAAUCGGAAAUACCGAGGAAAGGCUGGCGGUUGCGAACGGGAGAGUUCGCUGAGCUCUGUGAUCGAUGCGCUUUUGCUUUUGAGGAGGGAAGAUUUUGUGAUACUUUUCACUUGAAUGCUUCUGGUUGGAGGACCUGUGAGUCAUGUGGGAAGCGGGUUCAUUGCGGAUGCAUUGUUUCAGUUCAUGCGUUUACUUUGUUGGAUGCUGGAGGAAUAGAAUGCGUAGCGUGUGCGAGGAAAAAUGUUGUUAUGGGAUCAAGUUCUUCCUGGUCACCGUCUUUGAUUUUCCAUUCAUCCUUGUCUGAGAGAUUUAAAGAGUAUUCUGCAAAAGGCUGGACUCAGUUAGCUGGUUCAGGCCCUGUACCUUGGCGUCAAGCACCGAGUUUGUUCAAUUCUCCAGUUCCUCAGCCUGAGUUGCACUCUAGAAUGCCCUAUGAAGUUGACUUAUCCACUGGCAUUGACAGAUUAAAUGUCUGCGACAGAUUAUCCACUCCUUCCCUGGAAAAGAAGAAAGUCGAGGACUUCUCUGAAAGGUUAAUGAAUGGAACCUUGAAGCCUGGAACUCGGGAUAUACAUGAGAAGGGAAGUGCAGGAAUCAAUUGCGAGGAACAGCAUAAUCCAUGUUUGACUAAAUUUCAGUCUUCUCUAAAGGAGGAAUCUAAUCCACAAUUUGGUUUAGCUGUACCUUAUACAUCUCCAGAUGAGGCAAAUGGUCAAAAUGGAGUUUCUGGCACUCAUUUGCGACCAAACCCUCAACCUCCACUUGCCAAGCAAUUUCAUAGUAAUCUUCAAAAUGGGACUGACUCAUCAGGUGAAACUCAGAUUCGAAAUGGGAGGCCUCGACCAGAUGGCCGUGGAAAAAACAAUUUAUUUCCUCGUUAUUGGCCUAGGUUUACUGACCAAGACCUGCAGCAAAUAACUGGAGAUUCAAAUUCUGUAAUCACUCCUUUGUUUGAGAAAAUGUUGAGUGCUAGUGAUGCUGGGCGAAUUGGACGUCUGGUGCUACCAAAAAAAUGUGCGGAGGCUCAUUUCCCGCCAAUAUCUCAGCCAGAAGGUUUACCUCUUAAAGUCCAGGAUUCAAAAGGAAAGGAAUGGAUAUUUCAAUUCCGCUUCUGGCCCAACAACAAUAGCAGAAUGUAUGUUUUAGAGGGGGUUACUCCUUGCAUACAGAACAUGCAAGUGCAGGCGGGUGACGUAGUCACAUUUAGUCGGUUAGAGCCUGGAGGGAAGUUGGUCAUGGGUUUCAGAAAGGCUUCAACUGCUUCAGCAUCCGAUCAGGACAAUGAAGCCAAAAAUAGCAAUGGAGUUUCUAUGCAUGGAGAUGCUGAAAUGGCAGAUCCUACCUCAUGGUCAAAAGUUGAUAAGUCAGGGUACAUAGCAAAGGAAGCAUUAGGAGCGAAAGUUGCAGUUUCCAGAAAGAGGAAGAAUAGCAUGCUAGGUUCAAAGAGUAAGCGCCUUAGAAUUGAUAAUGAAGACCUUAUAGAGCUGAAACUAACAUGGGAAGAAGCUCAAGGGCUGCUUCGUCCGCCUCCUAAUCAUGUAGCUAGUGUUGUAGUCAUUGAAGGUUUUGAGUUUGAAGAAUACGAGGAUGCACCGAUUCUUGGGAAGCCAACAAUAUUUGCUACUGAUAAUAUGGGGGAAAAGAUUCAAUGGGCUCAAUGCGAAGAUUGUUUUAAGUGGCGUAGAUUGCCUUCCAAUGUUCUUCUUCCUUCCAAAUGGACCUGUUCCAGUAACUCAUGGGAUCCAGAAAGAUCUUCUUGUUCAGUCAUUCAAGAAUUGACUGCCGAACAGCUGGAAAAUCUGCUGCCACAAUGUAAUCCAGCUGCUUCAAAGAAAAUUAAGGCUGCUAAACAGGAUACGGAGAACGUUGAUGCUUUAGAGGGGCUUGACACCCUUGCGAACUUAGCUAUCUUGGGAGAGGGUGAGUCUCUCCCUACAUCAUCUCAGGCCACCACAAAGCACCCCCGACACAGACCUGGCUGCUCAUGCAUCGUAUGCAUUCAACCCCCGAGUGGGAAGGGCCCCAAACACAAGCAGACAUGUACUUGUAAUGUCUGUGAAACAGUGAAGAGACGCUUCCGCACCCUCAUGAUGCGGCGUGAGAAGAAACAGUCACAAAAAGAAGCUGAAACCACUAGCAAGAAGCAGCAAACUUCGUUGCCUGAUAAAGUACCGGAUGAUGACCCUCCGCCUUGCACUAAUGCAGAAAAUAGCAGUCCAAAGCAGAUAAAGAUUGCCAGCGAGGGUUCAGAAGAUGAUCCUAAUAGAGUAAAAUCCUCAAUUUCACCCUUUAAAGGCCAAAUUGACUUGAACAUCCAGCCAGAGCGGGAAGAAGAGUUGUCACCUGGUUCUGAUUCUGGCAGCAUGAUGAGAUUGCUUCAAGAUGAUACAGACAAAUACCUUAGACAGCAAAGCACGUUGACCUCAGGUGGUAACAGUAAUUCAGAAGUCAGCCAGACACAACCAGGUGGUGGCCCAGAAGGAGAAAAAAUUAGCAACAGUGUCAAUCUCGGAGACAGUCAUCAAGAUAUUGACAGGGACCAUCCAGUUUUCUCCAUUAAAACAUCUGCAUCCACGUCAGCCACUGGUUAAGAUCAAUGCAUUAAGUUGCAUUUGACCAUUAUCAAGGAAUGAACUAUCGAUGGUGGUACAGUUUUUGGUUUCACACAUCUGCAUCGGCAUUGUUCAUUACAGACUGUACAUAAAAGAAGAGAGGUAUAAAAGCUAAUGUCCUCUCUAUAUUGAGGCUGACGCUAAGGUAGUUCAUUUCAGGAGCUCUCCCCUGCUACAGAUCUAGAAGAAUUUUGAAGAUGUAAAUCAAGUGCCUGCCAAUGAAUUGCAUUGCAUUCUGGUGGAUUUCAUAUUGUUUUGUUGUCCUGGCUUGCCUACCAUAUUUCAUGCUUGAAAAAAUGUGCGUAGGAGUAACGGAGUUUGGAGUGUAAUCUUCGAAACCUCCAAUGAUUUGAUGGCGGAGGAUUGCUAUUUGCUAGUGAACUGAAAAUUAUGUAGGUUUGAUUUUUGAAAGUGUCAAGAAUUCUGGAAAGGUUAAA
Molecule: messenger RNA, 3609 nt
Organism: Gossypium arboreum
Lineage: Eukaryota; Viridiplantae; Streptophyta; Magnoliopsida; Malvales; Malvaceae
Product: B3 domain-containing protein Os07g0563300-like
Exons: 14
Coding region: 494-3151 (885 amino acids)
Molecular function (GO): DNA binding; zinc ion binding
Source: RefSeq, a predicted model, not a curated record